AUGGACAACUUCACCUCCCACACACAUUUCAUUCUCAACGGCUUCAGUGAACUCGGUGGGCUGAGGCCCGUCCUGUUCAUCCCGUUCUCCAUCAUGUUCAUUGUGUCGCUGUCAGUCAACUCCCUGCUCCUGUAUGUGGUCAUUUCACAGAGAAGCCUCCACUCUCCGAUGUACAUUCUCAUCGCCAGCAUGGCGUGCGUGGACCUGAGCCUCCCAAUGUUUUUCGUCCCCAACAUGUUGCUGAGCUUCUUGUUUGACUGGAGGGAAAUCUCUCUGAGUGGCUGUCUGAUUCAGAUGCACUUCAUCCACUUUGUUGGAACUUUCCAGUCCACAUUUCUCUUAUGGAUGGCGCUGGACCGCUACUUCGCCAUCUGUAAACCACUUUACUACCAUGAAUGCAUGGCUUUACCAAGAUUUCUGAAGUUUGUGAUUCCACUUGUGGUCAGAAACUUCCUCAUGAUCACAGCGUUUGUGAGUUUAGCAGGAACACUGUCAUUCUGCGCUUCAAAUGUGAUAAACCACUGUUUCUGUGAGCACAUGGCCUUGGUGGAGCUGGCCUGUGGAAGCACUGCAAUCAAUAACAUAGUGGGGCUGUUGACUUUGUUCCUCAUCCCUGUAGCUGACGUCUUGUUCAUUACUGCCUCUUAUGUGGUGAUAUUCUGGUCCGUGCUGAAUUCUGGCAAAUCGAGCGUCAAAGCACUUGAUACUUGCAUCACCCACAUUGUGGUCAUGAUCCUCAGCCUGACUGUGGCACUCAUUGCUUUCCUCUCAUAUCGCAUCAGGAACAAUCUUCCUGUUGCCAUUCGGGUUUUUUUCAGCACCAUGUACCUGCUGUUUCCGAGCUGUUUGAACCCGAUCAUCUAUGGCAUCAGAACCACAGAGAUACGAAAGCACGUCCUGAAGACACUGACCUGCUGA
Molecule: messenger RNA, 918 nt
Organism: Toxotes jaculatrix (banded archerfish)
Lineage: Eukaryota; Metazoa; Chordata; Actinopteri; Toxotidae
Product: olfactory receptor 52K1-like
Exons: 1
Coding region: 1-918 (305 amino acids)
Biological process (GO): G protein-coupled receptor signaling pathway
Cellular component (GO): membrane
Molecular function (GO): olfactory receptor activity; G protein-coupled receptor activity
Source: RefSeq, a predicted model, not a curated record